CUCGGGCCCUGGGCCCCCAGGCUGACCUUUGUUCCCUCUGGGGUCUGGUUAAUGCUGAUUUUUAAGAGGAGCUGUGGGUUUCCCUGGACGUAGAGAGGGGAGUUUGCCAGCCUUGGACCACGGCAGUGAGCAGAAGCCAGGGAACAGGCAGGGUCUUGGGAAGGUGUCAUCCUGAGUAUUUCUUGCCCUAGAGAUGGGCUCCAGGCAGAGUUCUCAGGGCCACGGAUUUGGGCUGCUAUCCUGGGGCCCCAGAGGAAGUGGCUGUUCCGGUGCUCUUGACUCAGUUGCUUGGAAGGUCGGGGCCCCAGGGCCGACACUGACAGAUGAGCGUCCCCAGCUCCACCCUUCAACUCCAUCCAUCAAGACCCUUCUGAGGCAGAGCUGAAGGCCAGAAGGAAGGACUAGUUGGUACAGGCUUCCCUGGCACACUUGACAUGGUUUAUAUCCCUAGACUCACGAUUGUGGGUUUGGAUGGAUUCGCUUGGGGGUCCUCUAGCCUGACCGGUAGCACCUGGAGGACUUGAAAUCCUGUGGGUGGUCUGAGCUGCUAACUGCUGUUCCUAGUCAAACAGAGAGUGCACUUCCAGAAUUGAGUCCUGGCCAGGGGUGGAGAGGCUGAAGUUUGUACUCCUCACUCUUAGCUCUCCAAACAGGGUUUGCUUAAUUGGAGCAUGCCUCCAUUUAAGCUGCUCAACCAGGGGAGCAGCCCCACCAAAGGGCCCAUGGCCAGGCUGGGUCCUGACAUGCCUCUUCCCCUCCCUCUGCCUUAUAUUCUGCUGCGUCCCCCUCCCCCCACUCCCUACCCAUCCCCAUGACGGGUCUCCUGCCACCUAAGACUGCCGCAAGGCAGCUUAGCAAGAGUUAGCUGGAAAGGCGGGGUGGAAAGACUAACAGGCACUAUACCAGAAGCUAGAAGCAGGUAAGUGUGGGGUGGAGAGCAUGAGUGGAGCCAGCCUGGUGCAGUCUUGGCUCUGGACCCCAGGCAAGUGACUAUGUAGGCUUUCUGUCUUUCUGUGCUUCUGUUUCCUUGUGGGAUUGGUCAUAAUUAGUCCCUACACACAGGGUGGUUGUGUGAUUAAAGAAGUUAAUGUACAUAAAGCUCUUGGACCAGCGCUGGCCCAGAGUGUUGUCUAAGUGUUGGCAGGCAUCAUCAGGAGAUACCAAAGCCUCCUUUCCAUUUUAGAGCUCUGAUGGGGUGGAGGGUAGCCAUGUGGCUGGGAAGGGCUGAUCCCAUUGGUUCAGGAUUAGUCCUGGAGGGGUCACUCUGGCCUCUUCUUUGGCCUUUGUUGGCUCUGGGUCCAGCAGCAUGCAGCAAGCCUGUCCUCUCCCUCCUCUGCAGGCAAAGGUACCUGGGACCUGCCUGCUCACCAUUCGUGUCCUGCAGGCCUUUGACCUGCCCUCAAAGGACGUAGUGACCCCCUCUGACUGCUAUGUGAGUCUGUGGCUGCCCACGGCCAGUAGCCACAGGCUCCAGACACGCACGGUCAAGAACAGCAGAAACCCCAUCUGGAAUCAGAGCUUUCGCUUUCGAAUCCACAGCCAGCUCAAGAAUGUGGUGCAGCUGCAAGUCUUUGACCAGGACCUUCUGACCAAUGAUGACCCCGUGUUGUCGGUGCUAUUUGAUGUGGGGACUUUGCGGGCUGGGGAGUUCCGCAGAGAGAGCUUCUCCUUGAACCCUCAGGGUCAGGAGCGGCUAGAAGUUGAAUUUCGGCUGCAGCGACUGACAGACUGUGCUGAGCAUCUUGUCACCAAUGGCAUUCUGGUGGCCCGGGAGCUCUCUUGCUUGCAUGUUCGACUGGAGGAGGCAGGGGACCAGAAGCAGUCCAUGGGAAGAGUUCAGCUCAUGGUUCCUGGGUCCUGCGAGGGUCCUCAGGAGGCCUCCGUGGGUGCUGGCUCCUUCUUCCAUUGCCCGGCCUUCUGGGAGCAGGAGCUGAAUAUUCAUCUGCAGGAUGCCCCCCAAGAGCAACUGAAGGUGCCUCUGAGUGCCUUGCCCUCUGGCCAGGUGGUGAGGCUUGUCUUCCCUACAUCCCAGGAACCCCUGAUGAGGGUGGAGCUGAGAAAAGAAGAAGGACCUAGGGAACUGGCUGUGCGGCUAGGCUGCGGGCCCUGUGCCGAGGAGCAGGCCUUCCUGAGCAAGAGGAAGCAGGUGGUGGCCAAGGCCCUGAAGCAGGUCCUGCAGCUGGAUGAAGACUUGCAGGAAGAUGAGAUCCCAGUGGUAGCUGUUAUGGCCACCGGUGGUGGGAUCCGGGCGAUGGUUUCCUUGUAUGGGCACCUGACUGCCCUGAAGGAGCUGGGUCUCUUGGAUUGCAUCUCCUAUAUCACAGGGGCCUCUGGCUCCACCUGGGCUUUGGCCAACCUCUAUGAGGACCCAGAAUGGUCUCAAAAGGACCUGGCAGGACCCACGGAGUCACUGAAAACACAGGUGACCAAGAGCAAGUUGGGUGUGCUUGCUCCCAGCAAGCUGCAGCGGUACCGGCAGGAGCUGGUGGAGCGUGCCCACCUGGGCCACCCGCCCUGCUUCACCAACCUGUGGGCACUCAUCAACGAGGCACUGCUGCAUGAUGAGCCCCAUGAGCACACUCUCUCAGACCAGAGGGAGGCCCUGAGCCAUGGCCAGAACCCUCUACCCAUCUACUGUGCCCUUAACACCAAAGAGAAGAACCUGACCACCUUUGAAUUUGCAGAGUGGUGCGAGUUUUCCCCCUAUGAGGUUGGCUUUCCCAAGUAUGGUGCCUUCAUCCCUUCCGAGCUCUUUGGCUCUGAGUUCUUCAUGGGGCACCUCACCAAGCGGCUUCCUGAGUCCCGAAUCUGCUUCCUGGAAGGUAUCUGGAGCAACCUGUACGCAGCCAACCUCCAGGACAGCUUAUACUGGGCCUCAGAGCCCAGCCAGUUCUGGGACCGCUGGGCACAGGAUCAGGCCAAUUUAGACAAGGAACAGGUUCCUCUUCUCAAGAUAGAAGAGCCUCCCACUGGGGCCGGCAAGAUUGUUGACUUUUUUACUGACCUUCUGACAAGGCGCCCACUGGCCCAGACCACCCACAAUUUCCUGCGUGGUCUCCAUUUCCACAAAGACUAUUUCCAACAACCUUACUUCUCCACCUGGAAAGCCACCAAAUUGGAUGGGCACCCCCACCAGCUGACACCUGCAGAGCCCCACCUUUGCCUGCUGGAUGUCGGCUACCUUAUCAACACCAGUUUCCCACCCCUUCUGCGCCCCACACGGGAUGUGGACCUCAUCCUGUCACUGGAUUACAACCUCCAAGGAGCGUUUCAGCAGCUGCAGCUCCUGGGCAGGCUCUGCCAGGAGCAGGGCAUCCCUUUCCCGCCUGUGUCCCCCAGUCCGGAGGAGCAGCGCCAGCCCCCAGAAUGCUUCUGCUUCUCCGACCCAGACCACCCUGACGCCCCAGCUGUGCUGCACUUCCCUCUGGUCAAUGACUCCUUCCAGCAGUACUCGGCCCCUGGCAUCCUGCGGACACCAGAGGAGAAGGCGGCGGGGGAGGUGAACCUGUCUUCAUCCGACUCUCCCUACCACUACUCAAAAGUGACCUACAGCCCAGAGGACUUGGACAAGCUACUCCACCUGACACAUUACAACAUCUGCAACAACCGGGAGCGGCUGCUGGAAGCCCUGAGUGGAGCGGUGCAGCGGAGGCGGCAGCGCCGGCAGCACCGGCCGCAGUGAUGGCGCUGCCCUGGCCGGUGUUCCCCCCUCGCCUCCACGGCCCUGAACCUUUGUCAGACUCGUGCCCUAUGCACCUGGGCGAGGUGGGGCAGAGACCAUCAUCCCCAAGGGUUCCAGAGCCUCCCGGACGGCCUGGCCCAUAUGGGGCCCUGCAGUCACCGGCACCUUCUCCACAGACAUUUGUGGGUAGGUUGAGGGUUUUAAAAGGGCUGAGCCCUGUCUCCUCAGGCGCAAGGUAGCCCUAGGGAACAACAGCUGGAGCCCAGGCCAGCAUUGACCAUAUUUGCAGAGGUGUUCAAGGCUAUGUGACCCUUUCCCUUGCUCCUUUGAAUAGUUGUACGGAGUGAAAUAGAGUGGUAUAUACAUCACAGAGGCUUGUAUCUGGUGAGUUGUUAACAGAUUAUUUGUCAUUACUGCAAACGGACAGGUCAUUCCAGGCUCUUGGUUACACCACAGCAAGGACUGGUUUGAACAACAUCACCGCAGGUACCUCACCAGGCUAUAGAGCAGGUCAGUCCAGACUUCCCCUGAAGAGCAUCUGCUCAAGGCCAUGUCUGCCCUGCCGGAGACAUUCUUUCCAAGCAGGGAGGCUAGUUUGGCCUGGGGGUUCUCUGCUCGUCUGGGCAGGGCCAGGGCUCCAGUAGCAGACUCAUCGGCGGUGACACAGCACCCCUGGGGUCAGAGGAGCCAGAGACCAGCCCCGAUAGCAUAACCCCAGCAAAUUGUGACCUCGGUGAGGGCUACCUCUUAUCAAGGCACCAUCUGUUCCAGAAUUUGGUCCUGAGGGGCCUGGCAGCAGAAUCUCAUUCUGAUCCCCUAGAGGCCGUCCUUGUUUGUAGCCUUGAGGGUUGGUGCCACCUCAGGGUUUGCUUCCAGGCCCCAGACCUGUUGGGAGAACAGGGAAGCAGAGUGAAAUGAGGGCCUAGCCUCCUCACAAUCUUUGUCAAGCACUGGUGUGCAAGGCCUCUGGCCUCCCUUGGAACAUGUUGAUGUGAGUCCCAGAAGCUGAUAGGCAGCUGCGAGAGUGACCAUGGUGUGUGGGGCAGAGAGGAGAGGACUGAGUCCCGUGGCCCAGUGAUUCUUGGGCCCUGUCCUAAGCAUGUGGCUAGAGUCAGCACAGCAGAAGAAAUGGCUGCCUUGGUAGCCUUAGAAGCCACCAUCCAGGAUCAGGCCUAUUCAUUCAGCAACAUCCUCUGAAUCAUAAAGUGGAGCCCAUGGGCCCUGCGGGAUGGGCUUGCAGAACUGCCCCAGCCCACAGUCAUGACUGCCCUCCAGUGUGCGGUGAGUGCCCCUCAAGCCCAACCGGCUGGGGGUCUGUCUCUGUGCAUGGGGGUGACUGCCUGCUUCUGGCCUGCGUUGGGGCAGUAGGGCUCCUCUUUCACAUCAGAGCAGGGUGCAGGUGGGGGCAGCUGUACUGCAACCUGGCUUCUGUCUUACACAGCAAGAGGAGACCAAGGGAUGAGAGAGGUGGCAAUCCCAGGAGACAGAGCCAGGCAGCCAUUCCCGCAUAUACAAGGGGACACCCGGGGGGCCCUGUACCUUGGGCUUGGCCUGGGCAGGGCCAGCAGCCUGCAGCUGGCCGUCAGCACUCACACGGAUCUCUGUCAGGGAGGUGGUCAGGGGCCAGCCCCAGGAGCUGUGGGGAAAGGCAGCCUCAGGGCCUGGACAUAGUUACCAUUAGGGGGUUUUGCACCAGACAAGGUGGGUGCUAGGAUUUCCUGUUGAGGGUCUCAAAGAUGAGAGUCACUCCUCCCCCUAGCAGUUCAGGUUAGAGUCUAUGGAUCUUGGGCUUAAGAGGGCAGCAUCUGUGCCAGUCCUGGGGGCACAGGACUCCCACCUACCCAUAUACCCAGCUGUCCUACCUGAGGGCGGCAGCUGCACUGGGCACCCUCUCAGCACUGUGCUCCACAGGGAAGCGCAGAGGUCUGGCUCGGAGCUCCAGGCUCAGCCUGUGGGCUGAGAGCACAGGGCGUGCCAUGGUCAGCCUGGCGCAGCUGCUAGGCCCUCAGCAGCCAGCACCCUCCCUGCAGGGUCCUUCCUCUUUGCUAGUGUCCGUAUGUCUGCCUCUCUAGUCAAAUCCUAACCCCCAGGUGAGAGUAGUGGGAGGUGAUUAGGGCAUGAGGGUGGAGCCCUGACAGCGAACACCCCAGUGAGCUAGGACCUCACCCCUUCAGCUUACCACAAGCUAGGACACCCACCUACCCCAAAAGACAACUCUUAGCGAACACCCAAUGGGCUGGCGCCUUGCUGUUGGACUUCCCCCCCUCCAGCACUGUGAGAAAUAAAUGGCUCUUGUCUGUAACCUA
Hyaena hyaena (striped hyena) is the source of this 5988-nucleotide messenger RNA. It is a transcript of the gene PLA2G4B, whose product is annotated as phospholipase A2 group IVB. Lineage: Eukaryota; Metazoa; Chordata; Mammalia; Carnivora; Hyaenidae. The record is from RefSeq and is a predicted model, not a curated record. Gene Ontology annotation, molecular function: calcium-dependent phospholipid binding; calcium ion binding. The transcript is spliced from 19 exons. Gene Ontology annotation, biological process: glycerophospholipid catabolic process. Gene Ontology annotation, cellular component: cytosol. Bases 1307 to 3682 code for a protein of 791 amino acids.